AUGCUCGCUUGCAUUUAUGUAAGAGAGAUGGGGCUUAUGUGUGUACAUACCCGAGGUUCGCAAGAUGGCACCCGAGUGAAGCGUCUAAGGGCUGAUGCGGUGCCAGAACCGGCACAGGCUUUGGAUGCCCCUGAACCGAUCACCGACCCUGUGCCGCCAGUCUCAUUCAUCAAGGCUUCCGUUAAGGAGUACUUGGAAUUAGGGAUGGCAAUACCUGGUAAACCGGGAACGGACUACCCAGUACUAGGCGCCGUUCCGUACACAAAUUUUUACUGUGACGACCAACCUUAUCCAGGGUUCUUCGCUGAUAUGGAGACUAGAUGUCAAGCCUGGCAUUACUGUGACAUUGACGGGAGGCAAGCAUCGUUUCUUUGUCCCAAUGGCACAGUUUUCUCACAGGGGGUAGCGUCGUGUGACUGGUGGUUCAAUGUUCGAUGCUCACUCUCGCCAGCUCUGUACCCACUAAAUGCUAGACUUUACAGACGAAGAAGGAAACAGUCAAGACCGAAACCACACAGGGUCAUAGAUAAGAAACUCAUUGAUGAAAUAUUUUUGUAA
Messenger RNA from Danaus chrysippus (African queen), 558 nucleotides. The record is from the annotation of a GenBank genome assembly. Lineage: Eukaryota; Metazoa; Arthropoda; Insecta; Lepidoptera; Nymphalidae.